UCCGGGGACCGCGAUGGGAAGGAAGGGGGAGGCUGAGCCUCUUUUCCCGGGAGCGUCCGGCAGUUUUGCUGCCCCUGUUUGUCUUGUGAACGUCGCCUUCCCGUUGCAUUUGCGCCGCUGUUAGCUUCCCAGGCGCGGCCGCAGCAAGAAUCGUCUAUACUCGGGACGCGUGUGUGGGGGCGUGUCCUGUGUAGUCUGUUUUUUUCGACCUCAGCCCCUGCAGCCUGGCCCUGAGAAGGGGGCUCCUGGUGACGGCGAUCCAGAAGUGUAGAAGAGCUGGGCCUGGUUCCUGGCCCCGAGGGGGCUCCGCAGCCCAGGAGGAAGCCUCACGAUAACGCCUGGGAUGGUGGAGACCAAGGACUCGGUGCAGCUCCGGCAGCUCAAUCUGGUGCUCCUGAGGCAGCUGUGGGUCGGGCAAGAUGCUGUGCGGCGGUCGGUGGCCAAGGCAGCCUCAGGGUCAACCCGGGACUCCAGCAGCAGCUGUGACUCCCAGACUCCAUCGUCCCAGGAGACGUCCUCGGUGGCCCCGAGAGCCUCCAGCCUUCAGGGUGCCCACCAGGGUGGCCCCUGUGAUAUGUCCUGGGCUGGUGGGGCCAGCUCUGGAGUGAUGUCUCUCCCACCUGCCGCAUACCGACGCCGGCCGUCCCUGGGUUCACUGAGGCCCUGCUCGGCACCCUUACUGGCCAUCUCAGACCCGGAUGGCACAGAGCUUUCAGGAGAGCCGGACAGGCCGGGGCCUCAGGAGGCCCAGGCCCAGAGGUCCAUCCUGGAUCAACAAAGCAGGCCGUCCAAGCCAAGAGUGACCUUCGGUGAUGAGUCUUCAGUGCCUGGCAGGAGCUGGCGCCUCAGACCAUACUUGGGCUACGACUGGAUCGCAGGGUCUCUGGACAACACCUCACCCAUCACCAGCAAGCCCGAGGCCUUCUUCUUGAAGCUGCAGGAUUUCCGGGAAGCCAACAAGGAGGAGUGUAUUCACAGUGACCCCGAACCCCGGUCCCUCAGCCUCCGGGAGAGCAGCAGGGUGGACCAAGACCACGAAUGCGUGUACUGUUACCGCGUCAACCGGCGCCUGUUUCUGGUGCCUUCGGAUCCUGGCUCCCCCUGCCGCCUGUGCAGGACACCUCGGGACCAGCGGGGCCCCGAGACCCUGGUGGAGCCCGCGCAGGUCAGGGUGAGCAUCCCGCUGUCUGUCCUGGACCCUCCGCACCGGCACCGCGUCCACCGACGGAAGAGCUUCGAUGCUUCUGACACGCUGGCCCUGCCCCGGCACUGCCUGAUGGGCUGGGACAUUCUCCCUCCGAAGCCCGAGAAAAGCUCAGCCCCCAAGAGCCUGGACCUUUGGUCCUGUGUCUCCUCCGAGGCCCAGCACCGGAAGCUGUCAGCUGCCCGCCUGGCCCAGCCAACACGAGUCCCACCCUCCACCCCAUCCCGGUCACAACUCCAGCCUCGCGUGCCUUGGCCGAAGCCCUGAGGACUGGCCACCCGGAGGAGGACAGAGCCCCUGCCAUCCCCCCUAACCCCUCUCCUCUGGCAGGGCACCCACCAGAGGGGAGCCCUGCCUGGCUUCAGCUGGAGGUGAACGUAGUCCCCACCCUCUUGGGUUGGGCAGGUGGAUGGGCUCAGGCCCUUCUCCUUCCUGGAGACAGAGGUGGGGACUCCAGGGUUGGGGGGCGCGGGUGAAAGAGGAUGGGGUGACAUGUUUGUAAAUAAAGCUCAGUGCCGUCUGCAGCACCAGAUUUCCCACAUGUGCUGGGUCUGCCCUGCUGAUGCCCUCAGUGCCCAGGAGGUGCUCUGGCGGCAGCCUGUUCCCUUGCCUGGGGAAAGACACGUCUGACAACCUGUACUGGGCCGAGGGGAUCCAGUGCCCUGAGUUUGGUUCUCUGUGCAGCUUCCAACUCUGGGUAGAUGGCCUCCCGAGUGGGAAGGAGGCGCUCUGGGCCCCAGACUGUCUCCCGUGGAUGAGGCUGAAGCUGUGGACCAUGAGUGAGUUCUCCCCUUCCUGGUCUCUGAAGCUGGGGUCCGUUGACAGAGGGCUUCUCUUAAAGUCCCUGGGCCAGUGGCUCCUCGACUGCUCUCCCCAGCCCAGCCCGAGAAGCCACAGGGGACCCAGAGCUGCCGCAGGGACAGUUGGGGAAGCCGAGAGCCAGGCAGGGCUGGCAGUGAGUACAGAUAUCCCCCCCCACCUCGUGGAUUAACAGCCAGUGUCUGUCUUCCCCCCAUAGGUUGAACGAUAUAAAAUUCCUGGUUUUGUAAGAUGAACAUGAAAUAAAAGGGGAACUGAAGCCCCAAGGAGGCA
Molecule: messenger RNA, 2296 nt
Organism: Herpailurus yagouaroundi (jaguarundi)
Lineage: Eukaryota; Metazoa; Chordata; Mammalia; Carnivora; Felidae
Gene: MIIP
Product: migration and invasion inhibitory protein
Exons: 10
Coding region: 344-1471 (375 amino acids)
Biological process (GO): negative regulation of cell migration; negative regulation of G2/M transition of mitotic cell cycle
Source: RefSeq, a predicted model, not a curated record